Molecule: messenger RNA, 3645 nt
Organism: Perca fluviatilis (European perch)
Lineage: Eukaryota; Metazoa; Chordata; Actinopteri; Perciformes; Percidae
Gene: clcn6
Product: chloride channel 6
Exons: 23
Coding region: 31-2619 (862 amino acids)
Biological process (GO): chloride transport; transmembrane transport
Cellular component (GO): lysosomal membrane; intracellular membrane-bounded organelle
Molecular function (GO): voltage-gated chloride channel activity
Source: RefSeq, a predicted model, not a curated record
CCGUGAACGCAGCAUGACACAACAACGAAGAUGGCGUGUUGUGGGAACUGUUUUUGUUGCCAAUGCUGCUGCAGAGAAGGAGAGACACGGACCCCCGAGGAACUGGCGAUCCUUGGGGAAAUCCAAGUUGAAGAAGAUGAGAUUCUACCCAGGAAAGACUAUGAGAGCUUGGAUUAUGACCGCUGCAUCAGUGAACCCUACAUGGAGAUUCUGGAGGGGAUGAACAGCAAGAAAACCAAAAAGUAUGAAGCGGUUCGGUGGAUGAUGAUGUUUGCUAUCGGAGUCACCGUGGGUCUGGUCGGCCUGUUUGUGGAUUUCUUCGUGCGCCUCUUCAGCCAAAUCAAAUUCACUCUGGUCGGUGAUUCUAUAGAGAAGUGCAGCGACAAAGGCUGUCUCCCUCUGUCCCUGCUGGAGCUCCUGGCCUUCAACAUGACCUUCGUCUUCAUCGCCAGCGUGCUCGUCCUCAUCGAGCCAGUCGCUGCAGGUUCGGGGAUCCCAGAAAUCAAAAGUUACCUCAACGGAGUGAAGAUUCCCGGAAUCGUCCGGCUGCGAACGUUUCUCUGCAAAGCUGCCGGAGUCCUGUUCAGUGUGGCUGGAGGUCUGUUUGUGGGGAAAGAAGGUCCGAUGAUACACAGUGGAGCCAUUGUGGGAGCUGGCCUUCCUCAGUUUCAGAGCAUCACUUUCAAAAGGAUCAAAUUCGAUUUUCCCUACUUCCGCAGUGACAGGGACAAGCGAGACUUUGUGUCAGCGGGCGCUGCUGCUGGAGUAGCUGCUGCCUUCGGUGCUCCUAUCGGUGGCACGCUCUUCAGUCUGGAGGAGGGCUGCUCUUUCUGGAACCAGGGCCUCACUUGGAAAGUGCUCUUCUGUUCGAUGUCGGCCACUUUCACCCUCAACUUCUUCCGUUCUGGGAUCAACUUUAACAAGUGGGGCUCCUUCCAGCUGCCCGGUCUGCUCAACUUUGGAGAGUUCAAGUGUUCAGAUGGAGAUAAGAACUGCCACCUGUGGACAGCAGUGGACCUGGCCUUCUUUGUCCUGAUGGGGGUGGUGGGUGGCCUGCUGGGGGCGCUCUUCAACUGCAUGAACAAGAGCCUGGCCAAGUAUCGCAUCAGACACAUCCACCCCAAGGCCAAGUUUAUCAGAGUUCUAGAGAGUCUACUGGUUGCCAUGGUAACAACAGUGGUGAUAUUUGCAGCUUCCAUACUGUUGGGUGAAUGCCGUGAGCUGUCCUCCCCGACAACCCAUAACACCACGCUGUCCGGCAGUGAGGACAUCAACUCAACCAUUCGCCAGUUCUUCUGCACCAACAAGACCUACAAUGACAUGGCCACGUUGUUCUUCAACCCGCAGGAGGCUGCCAUCCAUCAGCUCUUCCACCAGGAUGGUACCUUCAGCCCUGUGACUCUGUCCGUGUUCUUCUUGCUGUACUUCCUGUUGGCCUGCUGGACCUACGGUUUGUCUGUACCCAGUGGUCUCUUUGUCCCCUCGCUGCUCUGUGGGGCGGCGUUUGGACGUCUGGUUGCCAACAUCCUCAAAGUGAAACUGGGAAUGGACAUCUACUCUGGGACCUUCGCUCUCAUCGGAGCUGCCGCCUUCCUCGGAGGCGUCGUCAGAAUGACCAUCAGUCUGACUGUCAUCCUCAUUGAAUCCACCAAUGAAAUCACAUACGGGCUGCCCAUCAUGAUCACGCUAAUGGUCGCCAAGUGGACUGGAGAUUUCUUCAACAAGGGCAUCUAUGACAUCCACAUCGAGCUGAGAGGAGUGCCACUGCUGGAGUGGGAGACUGAGGCUGAAAUGGACAAGCUGACGGCCAGCGAUAUCAUGGAGCCCAACUUGACCUAUGUGUACCCCCACACCCGUGUCCAGUCUCUCGUCAGCAUCCUGCGCACCACCGUCUACCACGCCUUCCCGGUGGUCACUGAAAACCGGCAGAACGAACGGGACUUCAUGAAGGGCAACAUCCUGGUCAGCAACAACAUCCACUUCAAGAAAUCCAGCGUUGUGUCCCGUGCGGGGGAACAGCGGCGGCGCUGCCAGUCCAUGAAGUCCUACCCGUCCAGCGAGCUGCGAAACGUUUGUGACGAACAGAACGCCGCGGUGGAGCCCGCAGAGGAGGGAGAGGACCUGCUGCAGCAGAUGUUAGAGAGGAGGUACGCUCCGUACCCGAACCUGUACCCGGACCAGUCCCCCAGUGAGGAGUGGACCAUGGAGGAGCGCUUCAGACCGCUCACCUUCCACGGCCUCAUCCUGCGCUCACAGCUGGUCAACCUGCUCAUCAGAGGGGUCUGCUACGCUGAGAACCAGUCGAGUGCCGCUCAGCCCCGGUUGUCCUAUGAAGAGAUGACUGAAGAUUACCCACGUUACCCGGACAUCCAUGACUUGGACCUGGCCCUGCUCAACCCCCGCAUGAUAGUGGAUGUCACCCCCUACAUGAACCCGUGUCCCUACACCGUGUCGCCCAACACACACAUCUCGCAGGUGUUCAACCUGUUCAGGACCAUGGGCCUGAGACACUUACCAGUUGUUAACGCUGUCGGAGAAAUUGUUGGAAUAAUCACGAGACAUAAUUUAACCCACGAGUUCCUCGUGGCCAAACUGCGACAGCACUGCAUCACCAUUUGACCUGACUGUGGAUGUUGUUCCCCGGGGCUCUGUCCAGCCUCGGCCCUGAACAUCGGUCUCUGUCCAUUCCUGAUAGCAUGCACACGUUCCCCGCGGUACGAUAGGGAAGACCCUUCUCCGCUAACAUUCAGUUGUAUUUCACUCAAGUCUGAUAUUGUCAAUGACUUAAGGCUACGUUCACACCGCAAGUCUUAAUAACCUUCGAUUUUUCUGUGUUCAAAAUGUUUUUAUUUGGUAUUCCAGCAGACGAUCAUUUUGCAACUACACUUUUUUGCAAACAUAAAACUGACAACUUAACAAAAAUACAUCUCUCUCUCAAUCUCCAACCCCACCCAAAAGUGCUAUCCAGUGGUAAAGGCAGGUAAUGAAGGCGUACAGAUUAAUCACUAGCUUGCAAAAAAGAAAUAAAAGGGGACCACGUUUUUUUCAAAUAACAAAAUCUUGUCUUUUAGAGCAUACCUAAUUCUUUCUAAAUGUAGCGUACCAGUCAACUCUGUCAGCCACAGUUUAAGAGUUGGAGCUUCCUUUUUCUUCCAAAACAGAAGAAUAAGUUUCUUAGCAGAAAUUAAACCAUAUGAAACAAAAUGUUGUUGCACCAGUGUAAGUCUCAAAAACUCCUCAGAAACUCCAAGUAUAAUUUAAAAUAGGAUCUGGUUCAAAAUGUAUGCCCAGUGCAUCUGAAAAAACCUGGAAAAUCUUAUUCCAGAAACUUUGUAAUUUUGGACACAUAACAUAGCAAUGAGACAGGCUGGCAUCUAUGAUUUGACAUUUGUCACAUAAAGAAAAAAAAAUGUUUUGUUCAGUUUACACUUAGAAUAACGAAGCCUAUGAAGCACUUUCAACUGAAUAAGACAAUGUCUUGCAUUGCAUUGUGAACAAGUUCAAGGCUGCUUUCCCAUAUUUCGCUAGGGAUUUUAAAAGCUUGAUUUUUCUGUUUGUCUGUUCACAUGACCUUUUUAAAAUGUGGCCUAAAUCAGAUUCCAGUGUGAACUGUUGUGCGGUUUCGAACUGACCCGCAUGCGCAAA